Molecule: messenger RNA, 582 nt
Organism: Vicia faba (fava bean)
Lineage: Eukaryota; Viridiplantae; Streptophyta; Magnoliopsida; Fabales; Fabaceae
Source: the annotation of a GenBank genome assembly
AUGAAAGAAGAAUGUGGGAAAAAGUGGAUAGUGUGUGUUGCUGCAACAAUUGGAAUUGUGAUCUUAAUCAUAUUGGCAGUAGUGAUCUUAGCAUUCACAGUGUUCAAAGCAAAAGAAAUCAUUAGCACGGUGGAUUCGAUCGAGGUUCACGACAUGGACAUGGGUUUCAGUAUGUUUACCAUGAGCCUAAACAUGAAUGUGACAUUGGAUGUUAUUGUUUCAGUGAAAAAUCCAAACGUGUAUGGAUUAAAAUACUAUAAUGGAUCGACGCAAAUAAAUUAUAGAGGACAACUAAUUGGCGAAGCACCUAUCCCUAGCGGAGAGAUAUCGAGGGGUCAAACCAAAAGAAUGAAUUUGACACUCACUCUUAUGGCAGACCGUGUGUUAUCUAAUAAACAUAUUUUGUCAGAUGUUAGUUCGAAUACUAUGCCACUCAGCUCAUUCAUGAAAGUUACAGGCGAAGUGAAUGUAUUAGGACUUACCAAAAUUCAUGCAAAAUCUAUAUCAUCUUGUAAUUUCACUCUAAAAAUCUCCAACAAAACAAUUGAGAACAAGGUAUGUAGAUAUAAGAAAGUGGUUUGA